GCUGCACGGUGUGGAGAAGGAUUUCUGACCCUCUUCUCUACGGGAUCGGACGGAGUCAGAAUGAGGUGGCUCCAUAUCCUUGUGGUACUGACCGUCCUGAGAGAAAGUUGGGGCUGUCAGCUGCCCCACGACUGGAGACCACAAAGUGAGCCGUGCCGGGCUGAACUGGCCGAAAUUAUCCUCUACGCAAAGGUGUUGGCUAUCUACAAGGACACGUACAGCGUGCAUAACUACCUGCCGUGGCAGUAUGACACAGACCUCUUCUAUUCUGCAGAAGUGGAGCUGCUUUGUGACCAGGCCUGGGGCAGUAUGCUGGAGAUGCCAGCCGGAGCCAGGUUUAACUUGACUGGGCUCGGUUACUUCCCCUGUCACUCUUAUACCGUCGUGGAGAACAACACCUACUACUUCUUCGUGAGGCUGGAUGAAAGUUACAACAUUGUGCCACAUGGAAUCAAUUUCCAGGAUCCGAUUUUCCCUGACACUGCUGAGAACAACCAAAUGUUUGCCAGUCUCUUCCAGUUCUCCAACUGUACCAGUGGCGCCCAUCAUCAUAUAUAUUCAGCUGAAUGGGAUCUGCAAGAGGACAAUCGGCUCCUAUGCUCAACUGUACAGAAAGCUCUUUAUGAGGAGGAAGAUCGGGUGCGGAAACUCUCCCAGAAAGUGAGAUCCCUUGAGAAGUCUAACAAUCAUCUGCGCGAGAAGGUGAAGAGGAUUAAGCGUUCGCUUAGACAGGUGAAAAAAGAGAGCAAGAGAGAGGCAAUGCUCAUGAAACAGUUCCUGCAGAAGCAGCAGAACAAGGAAAGAGGAGAGCUGAAUGCAAAACAGGACACUGGCAAACCGAUCCUGAAGAAGUCUGUCGAGAAACCAGUCAACCAUAAACUGUAA
Messenger RNA from Mobula hypostoma (lesser devil ray), 885 nucleotides. RefSeq names its product coiled-coil domain-containing protein 3-like. Lineage: Eukaryota; Metazoa; Chordata; Chondrichthyes; Myliobatiformes; Myliobatidae. The record is from RefSeq and is a predicted model, not a curated record. The coding region runs from base 61 to 885 and encodes 274 amino acids. The transcript is spliced from 3 exons.